Egretta garzetta (little egret) is the source of this 1480-nucleotide messenger RNA. RefSeq names its product phosphopantothenoylcysteine synthetase (gene PPCS). The transcript has 2 exons. Gene Ontology annotation, cellular component: cytoplasm; nucleus. Gene Ontology annotation, molecular function: phosphopantothenate--cysteine ligase activity. Gene Ontology annotation, biological process: coenzyme A biosynthetic process. Lineage: Eukaryota; Metazoa; Chordata; Aves; Pelecaniformes; Ardeidae. Bases 13 to 429 code for a protein of 138 amino acids. The record is from RefSeq and is a predicted model, not a curated record.
GGCUCCAGUGUCAUGUUUUACCUGGCAGCUGCCGUGUCGGAUUUCUACAUCCCUGCCUCCGAGAUGCCUGAGCACAAGAUCCAGUCCUCGGAGGGGCCCCUGCAGAUCACAAUGAAGAUGGUGCCAAAAAUGCUCUCUCCUCUUGUCAAAGAAUGGGCCCCAGAGGCAUUUGUUAUUUCCUUUAAACUGGAGACGGAUCCCUUGAUCUUAAUUGAUAAAUCACGGCAGGCUCUAGAGAAAUAUCGUCACCAGGUGGUGGUAGCAAAUAUCCUGGAGUCACGGAGAACCUCUGUUAUUAUUGUAACCAAAGACUCACAGACUCCGUUAUCUCUUUCUGAUGAGGAAAUAGCGCAAGGCAUGGAAAUAGAGGAAAAGAUAGUGAGCUAUCUUCAGAGCCAGCAUACUGCAUUUAUAGAGAAGAAAGGCUGAGGACCAGCUCUGAAUGAAACAAGUGAAAUUGUCCUAGAGAGGGAGUGGAACUGGAGCGAUUCUCUAUCCCAGGUAAAUAAAACAAUCCUCAGUGAAACGCUGUGGGAAAGGCUGCCGUCCAAAACCGUGUAACUUUCUACAGCUUGGUAAUGGUCAUUGUUGCUUGCUUUGAAAAAGAAAAAUACACUGAAGUGAAAACAUUCCCAAAGAUGAUAUUUGUUCUGGUGUCUAAGGAAGGAAAGGAUUGUAUUGCUUUAUUUCUGUCCUGUGGGCUGGGAGACCCGGGAGGUGGAGAAAUGGUAUAUGUGUCUGUAUAUAAAAGAUUUUCUUGAAUCCGCCUCUUCAAAGUUUCUUUUCCGAAUUGUUGGACGGAAGGAAUGGUGCUUUGCAGAUAUGACUGGACUGGAGUGACAGAGCUGGCAAUUGGCUGGUAUUGAUAGCGGACGGUGAAAUGAACAUGGCAAACAAUGAAGGAGAAAUGAUGAGGAAGCAACAGCAACUUUGGAGAUAAAUCUGUUGCACCGGGGGAGAUACAGCAUGACUAUGCUUCAAGAAAUCUGCUCAGAAACACGGUUCAAACAAUAGGUACUGCAGCAGUGUCCCUCAAGCAGCUGUUUCGCAAAGGUUUUCCUUCCAUUGGAGGUGUUAGCAGGCUGCUGGAGGGGGAUAAAGGCAAGGAGACAUCGUGGCACAGAGCACAGGCAGUGGCCUCUGAGCGUGGCGUGGGGACAAGAGGUUGGAGGGGGAGUAGGCGGUGAGGGUGGGGAGGUGAAAGCGGAUGGAUUGGCAGUGAUCAGCUCUGGGAGGAGACCUGCCUCUUCGCUGUCUGGAUGGAAUUAAAAUGGGAGCCAGUUAGAACCAAGACAUUCCUGGUUUUCUCUACAUCUAAAGGAUUACCAACUUGUUCGUGUCUAUUCCUCACGCUUACAAGAAGCAAAGUGUGCAAUUCUGUGGUUAAAAAAAACUUAACUGCAGCUCUACUCUUGUCCAUCAUGUGUCUGUUUCCUUGCAAUAAAUUCACUGGAAGUCUGUAAAGACAGACAGUAAUGCA